Messenger RNA from Acanthisitta chloris (rifleman), 2166 nucleotides. RefSeq names its product interleukin-1 receptor-associated kinase 2 (gene IRAK2). Gene Ontology annotation, molecular function: protein binding; protein kinase activity; ATP binding. The record is from RefSeq and is a predicted model, not a curated record. Lineage: Eukaryota; Metazoa; Chordata; Aves; Passeriformes; Acanthisittidae. Gene Ontology annotation, biological process: protein phosphorylation; signal transduction. The transcript is spliced from 13 exons. Bases 1 to 2166 code for a protein of 721 amino acids. Gene Ontology annotation, cellular component: plasma membrane.
AUGGCCCUGCAGCAGACACCCCUCGGCCUCACAGGGGGCUCAGCCUCGGUGCAGUACAUCCACAGCAUGCCUGCCUGGGUGCUGGAGGACUUCUGCCAGAAGAUGGACUGCCUGAGCGACUACGACUGGAUGCGGUUCGCCUCCUAUGUGAUCACUGACCAAACAGAGCUGCGGAAAAUCAAGUGCAUGGAGAAGACAGGGAUCAGCAUCACGAGGGAGCUCAUGUGGUGGUGGGGAGUGAGGCUGGCAACUGUCCAGCAGCUCCUGGACCUGCUGCAAGGGCUGCAGCUCUACCGAGCGGCUCAGGUCAUCCUGGACUGGACAUCAACCUCCAACAUCACCAGCCCCAAGAAGGAGGAGCCGGUGGAGCCACCCCAACAGGAGAUCAUCUCUGUGCCUCCCUCAGAAGGCAAAAGGAGAGAGAAAGAAAACGAGAUUACUCCACUGCCCCUGCCAGAGCCCUCCCAGCUGGGAGCAGCCCCAGCAGGCAUUCCAGGUGCUGUUUCUGAAGGAGCCAUGUACUCCCUCCCUGCUCCACCACCUCCCCCAAGAGACCUUCUGAAUUCCCUACAGUCCAAUCUCCCUGUCUCAUCGAGUGUGAAGCCUUGCAGCUCUCCUGCUCCUCAGCAGGAGACGAUGGCUGAUCUCCCCAGUGGGAGUCUCCUGUGGACACAGAGGGAAGUCACCAACGCCACAAACAGCUUCAGUGACAAGAACAGAAUCUGUGAAGGUACUUUUGCAGACAUCUACAAAGGUCAGAGGAACAAUGUCAUCUAUGUCGUCAAAAGACUGAAAGAGCUGGAAUGCACCAGCCCAAAUUCCACCCAGAGGUUCUUUCAUACGGAGGUGCAGAUCUGCUUUAGGUGCUGUCACAUCAACAUUCUGCAGCUGCUGGGCUUCUCGGUGGAAACUGGAUUGCACUGCCUGAUAUAUCCCUAUCUGCCCAACGGCUCCCUGCAAAACAAGCUUCACUGCCACGAUGAUUCCUCUUCACUGAGCUGGGAGAUGCGGAUUAGCAUCUCCAUAGGAGUCAUCCGAGCUGUGCAGUAUUUGCAUAACUUUGGCAUUCUUCAUGGGAAUAUCAAAAGCUCAAACAUCUUGUUGGAUGAAAACUUCACUCCAAAGCUUGGGCAUUCUGGCCUGAGAUUGUAUUCUGCUGACAAAAAGUCAGGAUAUGCCACGAUGAAAACCAAAGUGCUACAAGCUUCUCUUACUUACCUGCCAGAGGAUUUCAUCAGACAUGGACAGCUCACAGAGAAAGUGGAUCUGUUCAGCUGUGGUGUGGUGUUAGCAGAGGUUCUGACAGGGAUGAAGGCACUGGAUGAAGGCAGACACCCCAUUUACCUGAAAGAUAUGAUUGCUGAUGAGAUCCAAGCAGCAAAGGAAAGCUCGCACUCCAGAGCAAAAACCUUGGACAAACUGGCUGCCAAGGAGAUCUGCCACAAGUAUCUAGACAGGAGAGCAGGACACUUGCUGGAAGAGGUUGCUGUUGAUUUUGCCUCAGCCAUCUGCCUCUGCCUGAGAAAGAAGAAUUCUAGCACAGCUGAGGUGCUGGAGGUGCUGGAAAUGGCUGAAAACAAACUGAGAGAGCAUUACACCUGUGGGAGCAGCACAGGGUUCUCCAUGAACACCCCGGAGGAAACGGAUGAUGAGACAGCCAGCCUGAGCAUGGAUGUGCCCUGUGCUGUGGGGAGCAGGGAGGAGAGCAGCCAGGCAGUGAUCCUGAGCAGCACCAGCCCCUGUGCCCCAUCCCUGGGAGUCACAGCCCCUGACAUGUACUGCGGGGACGAGUCGCGCGUGCCCUGUGAGUCCGACGAGUCCAGCAGUUUCCUAUGGAACCCUCCAGACAAAGCCACAGAGGAGCUGUGCAGCCACAGCUGGGCCAGCUCAGAAAAGGCAUCAGGCCCUGAGUGCAGCAUCAAGAAGGAAAAUCCUUCCCAGGGGCUGCAGGAACGGAACGCGGCGUGUGCCGUGGGUGGGAGAGUCCUGGAACCUGGGGCUGCUGCAGAGGGAAACACUGACCCUGAUUCCUCCUGUGCCUCACAAGCCUUAGCCAGAGAGACAUCCUGGAAUAUACAGAUAAACGAUCAAAAAAAGAAGCUGAUGGAAAACAUUUUGCUGUAUGAAGAAGAUAAGUUAAACAGUUCUGAACUCUUUGAAUCAUAA